CUUUGGUGUUUGCUUGGAAUAAACAAAGUAAUGUGCCGCUUUAUGCCGGCGACGUCACAAGAAACAGAAGAACGAGUGUACGUUCAGCCUUGUAAAUAACCUGACUUUCGUUGGAUUAUCCAAGGCAAACUAACCGAUUUACAAUAAUACUCUACAUACACUUGGCUAUUUAGACUAAUUAAACUAAUAGCUAUUGAUUGACAUUGCAUCCCAGAGAUCGUUUAGAUAUUUGCGACGCAAAAUGUCACAUUAAUUGGGAUUUAUUUGCGUAUAAAAAGUUGGAGAUUUCGUUUGAGAUGUCAUUUGUUAUCGACUGAGCACUGGUGUGAUGGGUUGAGAAUGUAGCGAGGAGGUUGUCAUGGAGUCAGUAAUCCAAUCAGAGAAAAGGAGAGAGUGUAAUCCAUGAUAAUCCCAUAUCCACAGAGACAAGCAGAGAGUGAAAAAGAGGCUGGCUGCCUGGGCAGGGGACUCCCGUUGCUAGGGAGACGUCUCCACAGAGACUUGGCCAUAAGGGAGAAAAUAGGGGAGGGGCUGAAAAAGACCCUCACCUGGGUUAAACUACGGACACAGGAGACAGAAGAGGAGGUAGAUAAAGAACAGGGUUGAGUCCAAGGAGGACUAAGAGGGAACAGAGGAGAGGAGUUUGUCAGUGUCAGGAUGGGCUACGACCUGGAGAGGUUUGUGGGGUACGUGAAUGAGGGUCUGCUGUGUUGCGUGUGUCGGGAUGUGUUGGAGCGCCCCCUUCAGGCCCCAUGUGAACAUGCCUACUGCAGCGGCUGCAUCAGCUCCUGGCUGAUUCAUCACCAGUCCUGCCCUGAGGACAGGCUGCCGCUGGACGUCAGCACUCUCAGACCACUGUACAGGUAUAUGCGCAAUGACCUGUCCAGGCUCCAGAUCCGCUGUGUUAACUCUGGUCAGGGCUGUGAGACCGUCUGCUCCCUGGAGACGCUACACACACAUGAGGACAAGUGUCCAUUCACCCUAAUACCCUGCUCCUACACAGGUUGUCCGGUGCAGGUGGAGAGGAGGGGUCUUGAGUCGCACCUGUCAGAGUGUGAGUUCCGUAGCCGGGCGUGUCCUAGUGGCUGUGGACACACCCUUCAUUCUACAGACCAAUCACAGCACAACUGUGUGGCCGAGCUACGAACAGAACUGGAGUUGCUGAGGGCAGAGAUGUUGUGUAAGAUGGAGGAAGUGAGGCAUGAGAUGGAGUCAAGGUUGGACUCUCAGAGGAGACACAUGGUGCAGAAAGAGUCUCUGCUAAAGAGUGAGGUGGAAGAUCUCAAGGGCCAGCUGUCCAGAGUGGUGUGUGAUGUGCGGGCCCUGUUGGGGGCGGAGCGCCUGCGGAGACAAGAGCUGGCAGAAGCCGAGCUGGAAAAGAGGGAGUUGUUAGAGAUGCUCCGCAGCCUGCAGCCAUACAGAGGCCAGCCCAACCGAGACGAUGCAGUCUUGGGCCAGAAACAGCCAACCACAGGCGUGCCGAACGAGUGGCCGGCACAGGCCGCCAGCCAGUCACUACCAUCAGCCCCGUCCAUUUCUACCUUAGUCCUGCCCAUGUCCCCCAAUCCAGGGGAGGGGUCUCGUAAGGCCGGCCCCCGGAACCUCCCCCUUGACUGCGCCAAGAGGAAGAGCAGAGAGGUCACUGUCAUCUGAAGGGUUCGGGACAUUCCUUAUGUUUGGGAACUGUUGUGUUUGAAAGUCACUAAUAGGAGAAUAUGCUUUGUACAACAAAAUAUUUGUUUAAAAAAAAAUACAUAAAAUUGCCAGUGGAGCUUGCUGAAUGCACAGAUGAUUGGCAGCUACUAAUGACACUGGAUGAGUUUGUUGUGCGUGCUGUUUCCCCAGGUAGGCUGAGAUUUCACUUAAUGACCAACUGAAUGCGCUAAAAUGUGCCAAACUCAGUCCAUCCGGGGAACUGGGCCAGGCAAAACAAGCUUGCCCACUGCUUCAAAACUUUAAACCAAUAUCCAGUAUCUGAAUAAAGUCUGAUGAGACAGCCCUGGUCUUACGGUACUCUGGUUGUACUCCUUGUUAAUGGAUUGACUGUUUAUACAGUAUGGCACUUUGAUACAUCAUCAUUAAACUUUGUAUAUUCCAUGCA
Messenger RNA from Esox lucius (northern pike), 2101 nucleotides. RefSeq names its product ring finger protein 41, like (gene rnf41l). The record is from RefSeq and is a predicted model, not a curated record. Bases 658 to 1653 code for a protein of 331 amino acids. The transcript has 8 exons. Gene Ontology annotation, molecular function: zinc ion binding. Gene Ontology annotation, cellular component: plasma membrane signaling receptor complex. Gene Ontology annotation, biological process: regulation of canonical NF-kappaB signal transduction; positive regulation of JNK cascade. NCBI's taxonomy places the organism in Eukaryota, Metazoa, Chordata, Actinopteri, Esociformes, Esocidae.